ACAGCGAUUGUCAAAUACUCACCACGAGGUUGGCAGUAUACACCGCGUGGUUUGAGCGAAGUGUCAAGAGUUUACGCAGAGGUGUUUGUGCAGAUUUCAUCGUUAAUUCUCAAUUAUAUCAACUUUAUUAUCGAAAAAUGACUGACACUGGUAAAGUCAAACGAGGUCGUGACUUUAAAUUCUCUCGUCCAUGGGAACACUGCUUUGGGUCUGAUCAAGAUGAACAUGAUCUCCACGAGAAGAAGAAAGAUCCACUGAGGUCUCAAAUUGAUUCCAGGAAACGGAGAGGAAAUUUGCCAAAAGAAGCUGUGAGAAUUCUGAAAACCUGGCUUCAUGAGCACAGAUACAAUGCUUACCCUUCUGACCAAGAGAAAGUAUCACUGUCUAGUGCCACCAACUUGACAGUGCUACAGGUAUGCAACUGGUUCAUCAACGCGAGGAGGAGAAUUCUACCAGAGAUGAUCAAGAAGGAUGGCCAAGAUCCACUUCAGUAUACAAUUACCAGAAAGCACAAACAAUCCUUGCUGGACAGGGUCACUUUUACAACUGGUGACGAUUCCAACAUGGAUAAUAGUUAUGAUGGAAGUGAUGAAAUAUACAGGUCCAGAAUGCCUUUUCUUAUUGACACUGACGGCUAUAUGUCAGAUUGCGAAGCAUCUUCAUCAAGUGACUUUAAUUCCGAGUCAGAAUCCGUGUCGGAUACAAGUGAUGGCAUGUCAAGUAGAUUUCAUGAGCACAGCUACACUCAACGCUAUGAGCGUGUGCCAGUUCAGGAUCAUUCAGCCAUUUCCAGUCAUGAACUUGUUCGCAAAGAUUCCUAUCCAUCCGAUGACAACACCCCUCCACCUUCGCCUCCUGAGCCCACCCCUGUUGCCCAUACCCCAGAGUCAUUCAAUGCUUUCUUCAUGCUUGUCGAUGUUGCAAUGGGUCAGCUGGAGAAACAGAAAUGUGAGGAAGCAUCACAAGAAUCUCCACAAAAAUCAUUAAUGUCUGUGUGAAAUUUGGACCUUGCUUGGAAAUAUACAUAUAUUAUAAAUCAACUUUGUAUGGCCAAUGAAUGAGAGGAUAUUUCAUGGAAAAAAAAAUUUGUGACACAAACUUUAUACUGAAAAAUACUUGAAAGUUUCAAAAUGUUUGCAGCUAGAAAAGAUACCUAUAUUUUUACUCGACACUCAUCAUCUACCAUUUUGACAAAUUGACAUAUCCAGUGAUUUCAUUCAUGUCAACUGCCUCAGGAUUUUUUUUUAUCUUGAUGAAGUUUCUGGAUUAUACAAUAUACACUUGUAGCCUGGAGGUAAAAUUUUGAAGUGACAGCUAUUAUAUUAUUGUGAAAAAUAUAUACUAUGAAGUACAGAAGAGAAAGUAAGCUUUAGGGGAGUGAUAAAUGUGACUGGAAAUUAAUUAUGAUUAAAAGUGGGUUAAUUGAUAUACGGAUAUCUAUUUCACCUCAUUUAUUUUAUCAAUACAUUUUCCUAAAAUGAACAAAAUGGUGGGGUGUUUUUCAUGGCUUAAUUUUUAAGCAAGUCUAUUUAGCCAUUGGCCAUUAACAAGCAAUCAUGGCAACUUCUAUAGAGGAGACAGGUGGGCCAUCUACCUGUAGUACAUUGGCCACAUGGUAAAUAAACAGUGCCUGCGUACCCAGCCGGUGUUUACAACCCAUUUCCCGCGUUAGGUUCACUUUGACAGCCAUUGUAAUCAGGCCGGCUCUCCUCUGCAAUGAUUGGCUGGUUCUGUAAUGAGGCCAUGUUGUGUGUGUAUGAUAACGUGUGCACAGCGAGUAUAGUUUAUCAAGGCUUUUUACUAUACACAAGAGUGAUAUGGAUCUAAUCCGGACUUGUAUUAUAAGUGUUUUUAACAUGUU
This is a messenger RNA of Mizuhopecten yessoensis (Yesso scallop), 1861 nucleotides long. Its product is annotated as homeobox protein AKR-like. The transcript has 2 exons. Gene Ontology annotation, molecular function: RNA polymerase II cis-regulatory region sequence-specific DNA binding; DNA-binding transcription factor activity, RNA polymerase II-specific. Lineage: Eukaryota; Metazoa; Mollusca; Bivalvia; Pectinida; Pectinidae. The coding region runs from base 138 to 998 and encodes 286 amino acids. The record is from RefSeq and is a predicted model, not a curated record. Gene Ontology annotation, biological process: regulation of transcription by RNA polymerase II.